This is a messenger RNA of Microtus ochrogaster (prairie vole), 1023 nucleotides long. It is a transcript of the gene Hoxd10, whose product is annotated as homeobox D10. The record is from RefSeq and is a predicted model, not a curated record. Gene Ontology annotation, cellular component: nucleus. Gene Ontology annotation, biological process: regulation of transcription by RNA polymerase II. Lineage: Eukaryota; Metazoa; Chordata; Mammalia; Rodentia; Cricetidae. Gene Ontology annotation, molecular function: RNA polymerase II cis-regulatory region sequence-specific DNA binding; DNA-binding transcription factor activity, RNA polymerase II-specific.
AUGUCCUUUCCCAACAGCUCUCCUGCUGCUAAUACUUUUUUAGUAGAUUCCUUGAUCAGUGCCUGCAGGAGUGACAGUUUUUAUUCGAGCAGCGCCAGCAUGUACAUGCCACCACCUAGCGCAGACAUGGGGACCUAUGGAAUGCAAACCUGUGGACUGCUCCCGUCUCUGGCCAAAAGAGAAGUGAACCACCAAAAUAUGGGUAUGAAUGUGCAUCCUUAUAUACCUCAAGUUGACAGUUGGACAGACCCGAACAGAUCUUGUCGAAUAGAGCAACCUGUUACACAGCAAGUCCCCACUUGCUCAUUCACCGCCAACAUUAAAGAAGAAUCCAAUUGCUGCAUGUAUUCUGAUAAGCGCAACAAACUCAUUUCUGCCGAGGUCCCUUCGUACCAGAGGCUGGUCCCUGAGUCCUGUCCCGUUGAGAACCCCGAGGUUCCUGUCCCUGGAUAUUUUAGACUGAGUCAGACCUACGCCACCGGGAAAACCCAAGAGUACAAUAACAGCCCCGAAGGCAGCUCCACUGUCAUGCUCCAGCUCAACUCUCGUGGCGCGGCCAAGCCGCAGCUCUCGGCUGCCCAGCUGCAGAUGGAAAAGAAGAUGAACGAAACCGCGAGCGGCCAGGAGCCCACCAAAGUCUCCCAAGUGGAGAGCCCCGAGGCCAAAGGCGGCCUUCCAGAAGAGAGGAGUUGCCUGGCUGAGGUCUCGGUGUCCAGUCCCGAAGUGCAGGAGAAGGAAAGCAAAGAGGAAAUCAAGUCUGAUACUCCAACCAGCAAUUGGCUCACUGCAAAGAGCGGCAGAAAGAAGAGGUGCCCUUACACUAAGCACCAAACGCUGGAAUUAGAAAAAGAGUUCUUGUUCAAUAUGUACCUCACCCGCGAGCGCCGCCUAGAGAUCAGUAAGAGCGUUAACCUCACCGACAGGCAGGUCAAGAUUUGGUUUCAAAACCGCCGAAUGAAACUCAAGAAGAUGAGCCGAGAGAAUCGAAUCCGAGAACUGACCGCCAACCUCACCUUUUCUUAG